AUGGAGAAGCACCGCGCGGCGGCGCACGUGCGCGAGAUGGCGCGGGAGGCGAGCGCGGCGUGCGACGGCGUGCGGCUGCGCCGCGCGGAGCGGCUCGCGGCGGAGCUGGGCGUCGAGGCCGACACGGCGGACGCGGUUGCUGCCGCGUGGCGACGUCUGGACGGGUCGGUGCGGCGCAGUUUGCUCGACCUGCGGGGCCUCGCGGAGAGCGGGACGCUCGCGGAGUUCACGGCGGCGGCGGACGCGGCGCGGCGGCUCGCGGCCGGCGCGCAGCCGGAGGAGGAGGGGGGUGUUCGCACGAGUCAGGGUGCGCCGUCCGCGACGGGCGUCGACGGCGCGAUCGCGCGGUGCGAGUCCGCGAUCGCGGAGCGCGCCGCCGCCGCGCUCGAGCGCCUGCGGUCCGCCGCGGCGGCCGCGCCGAAGGCCGCCGUGCGCGAGGCCGCCGCCGCCGCACGCGCACUCGGCGUUGCGUCCGACGACAUCCUCCGCGCGGAGAAGGCGAUGGUCGAGCGCGACCGCGCGGCGGUCGCCGCGCUCAAGGCCGCCGCGGAGGCCGCGGAGUUCGACCAGCGGGCGUACCAGCGCGCGCUGAGUCAGGCCAGUAUGUUGGGGUUGGAGAAAGUGGUGUCCGCGGCGCAGGCGCACGUGGCCGUGCGGCGGCGCGCGGCGCAGAGCGAGCUCGCCGCGGCCGCGGACGCCGGCGACGCGCGCGCGCUGCGGACCGCCUCGAUGCGUGCGCGCGCGAUUGGCCUAGAAUCCGAUGCCGCAAAAGCCGAAUCUGCGAUCCGCGACGCCGUGAACAGGGCGGCGGCGGCGCUGGCGGCCGCGGCCGAGAAGGGCGCGCGGGCGGACGUGGAGGCCAAGGCGCGGAUCGCGCAGGGCGCGGGGGUGCCGCGGGGGCGGAUCGACGCGGCGUGGAGCACAUUUACGCGGCGCAUGCAGCGAGUGCGUGCCGAGAUGGGGGACGCGGCGCAGAGGGACGAUCUCGCGGCGUUCCGCGCGCAGGCGGCGCUCGCGCUGCCGCUCGGGCUCGAGGACGCGGCGCGGGCGGAGUGGGCGGGCGUGCAGGCGCGCCGGCGCGCCGGCGUUCGUGCGGUGCUGGACGUGGUCGCGGCGGCGUGUGCGGCGCUCCGGAGCGCGGCGGACGGCGGCGGAGACCCGGGCGCGGUCGAGACCGACGCGGUCGCGGCCGCGAUGGACCGCGCGUGGCGUGGCGGCGCCGCGGCGGUGGUUGUGGCUGCUGGCGAGGCGGUGCGAGAGCACCAGCGGGCAGCGGCGGUGCAGGCCGCGGGCGCGCUGCCCGUCGCGGCGGCGCCGGAGGUGGACCCGUGGUCGGACCUGGCGCGCGGGGGGCGCUUCGAGGACGCCGCCCGUCCGCCGCGCGCGGUCGAGGUCGCAACAGACCCCCUCUUGACUCAGGCGAGGGCCCUGGAGGUGUUCGAGGCGACGUCGGCGCACGCGGCGGGCGCCCCGAGCUGGUCCUCGGCGAUGCGCGUGUGCUGGCCGCCGGCGAGCGGCGCCGCUGCGCUCACGCUCGCGCGCUCCGAGUUCCUUGCCCUGGCGCCGCCGGCGCCGCGCCCGCUGCCAAGCCACGCGCACAUGGACUCGUCGUCGCCCGCGGCGGCGCCGCCCGCGGCGCCGGACGGGCUGCCCGUGCCGCUCACGGAGGCGGCGGUCCGCCGCGCGGUCUCGCGCGGGAAGCUUGCGGUACCCGACUGCGGCCUCACGUCGCUCGGGGGCGUCUCUCUCCUGGGCCGGUGCUGCCCGGACGCCGCGAGCCUGGACGUCAGCGGCAACCCGCUCGGCUCCCUCAACGGCGUCGCGGCGCUCACGAAGCUCCGGGAGCUCGCCGCGGACCGCUGCGGGCUCACAUCUCUUGCCGACGUGCGCCAGAUGACGUGCCUCCGAGUCCUGUCGGCGUCCGGGAACCCGCUCGGGCCGCAGGGACCGGACGUGGCGCAGCUGUCGUCGCUGCGCAGCCUCGCGCUGUCGAACUGCGGCAUCGCGUCGCUGGACCUGUCUGCAUGUCUGGAGUUGUCAAAGUUGGACGUGUCGCGAAACCGACUGAAGUCGCUGCACGGGCUGACGGCGUGCACCGCGCUGGUGCAUUUGGACGUCUCGCGGAACGAGCUCAUGAGUCUCGAGGGCAUCGAGGCCUUCCCGAUCCUGCAGGUCCUCGUGGCGUCCCGGAACCGCCUCGACGCGUUCCCGCCUCUCCGGAGCCCCCUCCUCAAAGAACUCGCCCUGUCCGGCAACUGCAUCAGCUGCGUACCACCGCUGCCCUUCCUACCGCACCUGGCCGACCUGCGCCUCGACGACAACGAUAUCGUCAGCGUCGCGCCGCUCCGCGGCCUCCCAUCCCUCCGCACGCUCAUCCUGUCGUUCAACGGCCUCGCGGACGCCGAACAGAUCGCUGCGUGUCUGGCGCAUGCCGGAACGCUUUCCGCGCUGCAGCUGAACGACAACCCGGUCGCGGCGCUCCCGGGGUACCGCGAGAGGAUGCUCGCGGCGCUACCGUGGCUCCGCGAGCUCGACCACGAGCCCGCGCGCGCCCCGGGGGGGCUGGCGGAUGCGCUGUCCGGCGGCGGCGUUGCGCUCGCGGUACAGCGCCACCUCGCGCGGCAGGGCCGCGCCCCGCGGGCGUGGUUCGACGCGCACGCCGCGGACCCCGCCGCGGGCGCGCUCGCGCUCGCGUGCGCCGCGGGGCAGCUCAACCCCCCCACCGACCACGUCGCUGCCAGCGACGCGUGGGACGCCGCUGCCGUCGCGGGAAUGGUCCGCGCGCAGGCGGACCGCCUCGCCGCGGUCGAGCCCGAGGUCCGCGGCGCGCUGCGCCCCGCCGCGCUCGCACCGCACCUCCGCACGCACCACCGGCAGUUGUCGACCGUGGAUCUGACGGCCCACCGCGCGGUGUUCGUUCCCUCGAACGCGUACCGCAAGCGCCGCGCCGCCGCGCUCUCCGCGGCCGCGACGACGAUUCAGGCGUGGUGGCGCGGCGCGCUCGCGGUCCGCCGCGCGACCGCGGCAGCGCGCGCGAAGGCGGGAGCGGCCCGGACUGCGGCCGCGGUGGUGCUGCAGGCGUGGUGGCGCGGCGUCGCGUGGCGCCGGGGCCCUGCGCUGCCGCGGCUGCGAGCGGAGAAGGCGCAGCGCGACGCCGAGCGCGAGCGCGCCGCGAGGGAGCGUGGGCUCGCGGAUGCACAACGCCAGCAACAAGCGCAGCUUCAAGCCGCCCACGCGGAGCGGCGGGCGCGCGCGAUGGCGAAGCGCGCAGCGAUGGCGGCGACGCGGAUCCAGGCGUACGCGCGCGGGUGGCUCGUGCGGAAGCGCCUGCGCGCCGCCCGCGAGCGGGCGCGCUACGGCGGCGACGGCGACGAUGACUUGGAGCUCAUCGACAUCGGCAACGACUUCCUGGCGCCGCCGCCGGACCUCGCGCUCGAGCUGGGGCUCGACUUCGAUCUCACGCGGCCGAUCGCGGCGGAGAUCUCGCCGAAGACGCGCCCGCGGCCGGCCGCCGGCGCGACGGCGCCCACCGGGGCGGCCUGGCGCGUGCCGCCGCCGCCCGAGGCGCCGCCGCCGCCGGUCGCGACGAGCAGCCCCGAGCCACGCCGCGUGCCGACGGGCGCGUCGUCGAUCCGCGCGCGGCUCCUCGCACGCGGCGCAGGAAAGCCCGUCCCGCCGCCGGCGCCGCGGUUCGCCCCGCCAGCGCCGUCGGCGUCGGCCGCGAGCACGCCGAUGGCCCCGAUCCUACCGCCCGCGCCCGCUCCGGCCGCGCCGCCGCCCGACCCCGCGCCGUUCCGGUCGCUGGACGCCGACAACGAGGGUGGUGCGCUGCGGGCGUCUGUCCCCGGGAUCGCGCCGGGCCGGUCCGCCGCGGAGUUCCUCGCGCGGAUCCGCGCCCGGGGCCUCGAGUCCGCUGGCUUCCACACGCCCGAGUCAGCCGCGGCCGCGGCGGCGCGUGCGGAGCAGCAGCAGCCACCGCAAGCAACGCGCUCUGUCGAUGCAACCCCCGCGCCGCCGCUCGACGCGGCGGCAGGGCACACCCCUGCGCGGUCCGGCGCGCCGCGCGGGAAGCCGCGGCCGGCCUGGUCCAACGUCGACGCCUCCGGCGACGUGCGCGGCGCCACGCCUGCGGGACUUGCCGGCGCGGACGCCCCGCACGCCGACGCAGCCGGGAGCUCGGUCCACGCGGCAGCGGCAUCUGCGCCGCGGGAUCCGCGGCGCGAGGCUCACGAGGCCAAGCUGCGAAAGCUCAUGCAAGAGUGGGGAUUCCAGGACUUGCAGACUGCCGAGCAUUACUACAAGGCGAGGCGGCGGCAGAUGAAGCAGAAGAACUCGCUGAAGAGCGCCGCGAAGCUCAAGGAUCCGCAGACGCGCCUGAACAUGCUGCGCAAGCACCUGGAGGACGCGCCUGUGCCGAUGCCCGUCGUGCGCGAGCGCCACCACGGCCCGGAACUGCCGCUGCACCGCGGGCGCGUCGUGACGCCGGAGGUCGCGCAGGGCUCGCCGACGCCGCGGUCGCUGCAGCCCGAGGCGAGCUACGGCGCCCCGCGGCACGGACAGCCGUCGCCGGGCCGACUGGCGGCAGUGGCGGCGGCGGCGGCUGCGUCCGCGCGGCCGAUGCCGUAUGAGGGUUUCGCGGCGGGGGCUGGGCCGAGUGGUGUGGGUGCGGGGCGGGCGGUGCGGGGCGGCGGGGCGACGUUCACGGACGGGGCGCCGCUCAGCAGUUAUAGUACCUCGACUGUUGGCGAGCCGGCGUUCAUGGACAUCGUCGGCAACGCGGUGAGCGCGCGUGCGCGGCAGGAGCUCAACCCUUGA
This is a messenger RNA of Pedinophyceae sp. YPF-701, 4815 nucleotides long. NCBI's taxonomy places the organism in Eukaryota, Viridiplantae, Chlorophyta, Pedinophyceae. The record is from the annotation of a GenBank genome assembly.